Molecule: messenger RNA, 2850 nt
Organism: Heterostelium album PN500
Lineage: Eukaryota; Evosea; Eumycetozoa; Acytosteliales; Acytosteliaceae
Exons: 17
Coding region: 1-2850 (949 amino acids)
Source: RefSeq, a predicted model, not a curated record
AUGAAGAUAGUAGAUAUAUUAGUUGUUUGUUUUUUUAUUUUAUCAAUAUAUUCGACAAUAGUUGACAGUCAGCUUCCUCUCAAUUCAGAUGAUUUAGUUUCCAUUCGUUGGAUCGCCCAACAAUUUUCUAUACCUUGGGAUAUGAAUGCAACUGAUUGUAAUAGUAUUCAAAAAUCAAUAAACAAACCAAGAAAUUUAGGUUUUAUUUGUAGCAACGACACUCUGAAUACAAAACAAUAUGUUUCAACUUUAGAUAUAAAUAUAGACUACACUGCUGUAGACAAUGGUUUUCCAAAUUCUUCGAUUACUCAAUUGAUUUUCCCAAAGAUCGCUGGAAUAAAUAUUAUUCAAAAGAAAUUAUUAAAAGAUCCUUCACUCAACAUUUUGAAACUCUUGGAUAAUUCAAAUCAAGCUAUUAAUUCUAUAAGUGCUCUAUUGAGAUGUAAUAUUUCCAAUGAUGUCCCAAAUAAAGUGUUGAUCUCACCAACAAAUUCCAUAUAUCUCACAACAACAAAUCCUCCCCUUGUAGUGGAUUUAAAAGUACCUAAAAACUACACGUUAAGAACUCUGCUUGCUGAUUUCACAACUUAUAGUACCUACACCUUUGAUGAAAGUUUCUUUCCAAGUUUAGUCUCCAUAGGUUUACCUACAAUCUAUAGAAAUGCGGUCUUUUAUCUAAAGACAAGAGUUUUAACAAAUUUUGGAAUUUCUGAUCCUAUACAAAAUGGAACAGUGUAUAUAGAUAGUACUUGUACAUCAUUACAACAGCUAUCAAUUACAAAUCAAACAGUAUAUCCAUUAGAUUUAUCAGCGCUUCCAGUGUCAUCGUUUACCUCUAGUAAUAAUAAUCAACUUUUUACUUUCAAAAAGCAAUUGGUAUCAUUUACACGAAAUCUUUACAAUGGACCUUUCCCAGAUGAAUCCAUGUUUUCCACUGCUUCUGUCCCUAUAGUAACAGGAAAUAUUAUACCCGCAACAACACUUCCAUUAUACAAUAAUCUUACAAAUCUGGUAAGCAUAAUGGUUAGCUCAAGUAGUGUUUAUGGGGCUGUUCCAGAGAGAUAUUGCCAAUUGACCUUCGUGGAUUUAUAUAGUACAAAUAUUAGUUCAAUUCCAGAUUGCUUUAAAUGUUAUUGGGAUAAAUUUGCAGGUAGAAUGCCUACUUAUCUAGGUGCCCCACCACUGGAUUUCAAAUGCAAUAUAUUUUUGGAAAGGAAUGUUUUUCAUUAUCAACCAUCAAUCACAAUAAGAGGAAAAAACUUAGGAUAUACUUCGGAACAGCCAAGUCUUUUUACUAUUCAAGUUCCAAAUGAAAUGAUAGUAUUUACUCCCACAAGCCCAAUUGGAACAUUUGGUCUUAUUUUCAAAACAUAUCAAGGAAGUCAAACUAUACCUAUAUCAAUAAUUACUGGAAAUUAUAUUAAAAAUAUCUCUUAUACACAGCUUCCAAAUAGUUUAACAAUAAUAUUGAGUGGUGUAUUUAACACUUCCUCAAAUAUUAAUGUUACCCUUGAUUCUUAUAGGUAUCAGGUAUUGGGAUUUAAUGAAGAAUCAAUAGAAAUGGCAUACGAUCAUGUGUUUGAUGUCGAUAAAAUAUUGAAUAUUCGAUUCGAUUCUACAUCAGAUGUUUUUAAUCUAACUUUAGAUUAUAAAAAAGUGUAUCCAUUGAUAUCAGCCAUUUCAAAUAUUAAAAGUGAAGGAGGAGUCAUCAGUCUAUUUGGCUAUUUUGGAGACAAUGGACAAAAUAAUAUUUCUGUAUUGAUAAACAACAAUUCAAAUUGCACUGCUAUCUCUCAAUCAAAUUCCACUAUUGUUUGCAAUGCUGAUAAAUUACCUGUUGGUAUAUUACCCCUCAUUCUAAAAGUUGAUGGAUAUUCUUUUUCUACAAAUAUUAAAGUUGGUCAGUAUAAUCCAGAAGAUGUAACGGUUGAUUGUGGUAGUUCUAAACCAUUAUGUAAUGGAAAUGGUGAUUGUAAGGCAACCGGUGUUUGUCAAUGUAAUUCUGGAUUCAAUGGAUAUUAUUGUGAAAAUAAAAUAUUUGAAGGAGGUGUUAUUGGUGAAAAUUUAACAACACCUACACCAACAUUUAGAGCCGAUGGUCAAGAAUUCACAUUCAAUAUGUUAGUAGUCGAAGAAUUAGAUUCAUCAAGAAAAGUUGUAAAAUCGAUUCCCACAAACAAUUGGAAUUUCACCACAACCAAAACAACAACUACAACCAUUUCACAAUAUAGAUUGAUACAUUCGUCGAUAGAAAUGAUCGAAGCAACAAUUCAAUACUCAUCAGAACCAAUGAAUAUAGAAUUUGCAGGAAUGUCUUAUGUUCUUCCACCAUAUUCAAUUAAACUCUCAGUAUCAAUCGAAGGGUGGACCUAUCAAUCGCUUCUCAGCACUUUAAGAGUAGUGUUUUCAACAGCAUUCGAACAACAACAAGAGUGUGGUGGCGAAAAAAAUACAAUUUCAACAAAUCAAAUCGAUAAAUCACUCAAUUAUCUCAAGAUUGUAAAGAAUGGAGUAUCAUUUUACGGUAAAUUUUAUGAUGUCUCACUUUCUGAUGGACAACCAACUUAUUCGUUUGUGGAGAUUGUCAAUGGUGAAGCUAACACUUCAGAUAUUUCAAUUGGAAUCAAUCUAAGUCAAUGUCAGAAGUGUUUAAUAGAUCCAGAUUUCUCAUUGUUGGUCGCCAUUCAAGACAAAUGUGAAGAGAAGAGCAAAACAUGGAUCAUUAUAACUAUUGUGGUUGUAGUUGGAGUUUUUGUUGCAGCACUGCUAGUGGUUGGUGCAAUCUAUAUCAAAAAGCACAAAUCAAGUAUUAAAUUGGCUCAAGAGAUGGUUUUUGAUAAGUUAACAUAA